Molecule: messenger RNA, 1678 nt
Organism: Melospiza melodia melodia
Lineage: Eukaryota; Metazoa; Chordata; Aves; Passeriformes; Passerellidae
Gene: TGOLN2
Product: trans-golgi network protein 2
Exons: 4
Coding region: 36-1553 (505 amino acids)
Cellular component (GO): trans-Golgi network; endosome; trans-Golgi network transport vesicle
Source: RefSeq, a predicted model, not a curated record
GAAGCGACCGAGCCGGCGCUGAGGGCCCGCCCGCCAUGGAGGCCCCGCGGGCGCUGCCGCUGCUCUCGGUGCUCUCGGUGCUGCUCCUGCUGCUCCUGGGGCUCUGCGCCGCCGACGCCUCGCAGGAGAACGGCGGAUCUCCCGGGGUGUCUCAGGGAGCCGGAGCAGGUGACAACGGGGAACACACCAACACCGCGAACACAGCCCCAGGGAAUGGAAACGGGCAGCAAAACAACGGUAACUCCGGCAAUGGCAACGCCCAACCAGACACGAGCGGCGGGACCAACACGGGUGAAAACACGGCGAACAAACAGCAGGACAACAGCGUGACUGGAAACGGCAGCGACGACGACAAGGAGAAGAAAAAGAAAGAGGAAGAGGAGUCACAGAAUGGCAGCGACACAGAGACUGCUCAGGAGGGCCAAGGUGCAAAAGGCAGUGAUGAAACCAGCAAUGGAGGAGGCGGGGGACAAGGAGGUGGAAGCCAGAGCAGCAACAGUGGUAACACGGACAGUGGUAACACAGGCAAGACAGACAGUGAGGGGCAGGACAAUGCAGGCAGCAAGGCAGGCAGUGGCCCUGUCAGCCAGGGCGAGGCAGGGACCAGCGGUGUUAGCCAGGGCAAUGCAGGGACCAGCAGUGAUGGGCAGGGCAGUGAUGGCCAGAGCCGUAAAGAGUCCAACACUGCAGGCACAGGCAGCCAGAGCAGUGGCACUGGUGGCCAGGGCAGCACAGCGACCAGCACUAACGGUGAAAGCGGCAGCCAGAGUGAAAACAAUCAGCAGAACAGUGUCAACGAGAACGGCCAGGCUGGCAGCCAGGCAGGGGGCACCGAGGAGCAGGACAGCAAGAAUGACAAGAGCAAGAACAGCAGUGAGAGCACAAAUGGCAGCACCAAGCAGAGCACCGACCAGAACAGCAGCAACAAGGACCAGGGCGACAACAACAAGCAAACUGAUGGCAAGGACAGCGAGAACACAAAUGGCAUCACCAACCAGAACAGCAACACCCAGGACAACACCAACCAGGAUGGCACCAACCAGGAGCAGGGCAAUACCCAGAGUGGCACCAACCAGGACAACAAUGACAGAAACCAGGCUGGCACAAACGGGGCCAGCAGGCAAGGAGGGCAGCAGCCCCCGGCUGAGAGCCAGGGCAGUGCUGCUGGCGAGCAGCCCCACGGCCAGGACAGUGCUCAGGCCUCCCAGGAGGAGCAGAGCGCCGUGCCACACUCUGCUGCCCCCGCUGGGGACGGCGACAGCUCCCUGGAGAACGACGAGAGCGCCCUGGAGGAGGCGGCCAAGGCUGAGGAGGGCAGCGACCCCUCCCAGGAGCAGGACAGGGACAGGAGUGUCCCCUCCCUGCCCAGGCCCCGCUCGGAGAGCAGCCACUUCUUUGCCUACCUGGUGACCACAGCUGUCAUUGUGGCAGCCCUGUACGUGGCCUACCACAACAAACGCAAGAUCAUUGCUUUUGCUCUGGAAGGAAAAAGAUCCAAAACUGGUCGGCGGCCCAAAUCUGGUGAUUAUCAGAGACUGGAUCAGAAGAUCUGAUUCCUGCUCAGAGGAUGGCGGGGAUGCAGUGCUGCCACAGCUGGAUUCCAGCCCACGGGGAGGAAGGAGGGCAGACGCUUUUUGUUUUGCACCUGCACCUUGAUAAAACCUCUCACUUCCCUGAA